AUGAAUCAAGCUGGCAAUGAUUAUUUGAAAAACGAACUUUUGCAAGAACUAAUUGGGUCGAUUAACUUCAACGAUAUUGACGGGCAAAAGCCUAGAUGGUCUAAAUUUAGGGUGACUAGGAGAUCAUAUGUAUCAAAUUAUUAUUUUUCUGGACUCUAUGUUAUUCGUUUAAAUAAAGUUGUACUUUGUCAUACCAGUUGGUGUCUUUGGUAUACCAAAAAUACUCGACCGGUGGCUAACUUAUCUCACCUGAGUAAAGCCUUCGAAAGAUAA
Cotesia congregata is the source of this 273-nucleotide messenger RNA. NCBI's taxonomy places the organism in Eukaryota, Metazoa, Arthropoda, Insecta, Hymenoptera, Braconidae. The record is from the annotation of a GenBank genome assembly.